Lethenteron reissneri (Far Eastern brook lamprey) is the source of this 1035-nucleotide messenger RNA. RefSeq names its product BAI1-associated protein 3-like. Gene Ontology annotation, cellular component: secretory vesicle. NCBI's taxonomy places the organism in Eukaryota, Metazoa, Chordata, Hyperoartia, Petromyzontiformes, Petromyzontidae. The record is from RefSeq and is a predicted model, not a curated record.
AUGGGUUCGAUUCCGGGACGCAGGGGUGAAGCAUCGUCGAAGUUGCUCACGGAGUUGCUGUACUGCCUCAAGUACAGCACACUCGGAGGUUCCCAGGAGAACUUGAGCGAGGAGAUACUCAUCUACCUGGAACAGGCGUUCGGCUGCAGCACUGAAGUCAUGCAGGCAGCGCUGGACAGCGUCAAGAAUGCCAAGGCUCCAGUUUUCCAAGUGCGGCUGCUUCUGGGAGGGGCGACCGGGUUGCAGAACAAGAGCGUGGACGGCCCCAGCCGCCCCUACUUGACGCUGUGCCUGGGGGGGCAGGCGGAGGCGAGUGACGCGGGCGGCCUGCAGCGGAGCGCCGUCAGGGAAGGUCCCCAACCCACGUGGAACCAGAACUUCAUCGUUGACCUGGGGAAUUCUGACAGCCAGUCGUUGGUGCUGAACGUAUGGAACCAGCAAAGUGGAAACUCUCUCGUGCGCAUGCUGACCAAGCUGAGCAGCGCAAGGCGCCUUCAUCGGUGGGUGAAGCAGGCUGUGAAGCGUCUCCGGGAGGACCGCACGGCCGGCAAGCUGUCGCGUCGCGACGACUUCCUGGGCCAAGUGUCGCUCCCUCUGCAGGAUCUGCCUCUGCAGUCCCAGGAGUUGUGGCUGAAGCUGGAGCCACGCUCGGACCGCUCGCUCGUGAGCGGAGAGGUCAGCGUCUCCGUGUCCUUCAUCACCAGCCGGCGAGACACACCGCUGUCCGCCCAGGGGGUGUCCAAGGUGGACGUGUUCGAGAAACUUCUCGGCAUCUUCGUCGAGUACGAGCACAGGACGGUGGCUGGGGGUUGGCUGUCGGGGCUGUCCACAGACGCGAUGCGGCUCCUGUCGCUCUACACCUCUCAGAGCGACGUUUCUCCCUUCCAGCAGAGCAUCACCGUGUGGCUGAAGUACGCAAGGAUGCACGGCUGCGGGAGACGCGUGGAGUUCCGCAUCCUGGAAGCCGCUCUGCUCGACAUGGAGAAGGACUGGGACGCACAGAAAGCCUACGAGCGCAUGGCGCACUUUGUGUAA